AACAACAAAAAUAAUAUAGUAUUUAUGCAUUAUUCAUUUAUUUGCAAAACAAAAAUAAAUUGGCAAUAACUAAAAAGAAAAUUUAUUAUUUUAUUAAUAUCUAUGAUUGUUUAGCUGUAUUAUUACAGUUGUUUGAUCUCAUUUGAAUGUAAUACUACGAGGAUAUUUAAAGGACUCCUUUUAAAAAUAAAAUAAGAAUUAUGGCUUCAACGCAUGAGGAGCAACAACAACGUGUUUUAGUUAAAUGUGGCGGCUUUUCUACACAAUUGGCCAAUCAUGUUGGUGAACGUAUCGAUGGUGACCCAUUAUGGGGUUCACGUUUCGAUUUGGUUAAUCCUACUGCAGUCGUGCAAACACAUUUAGAUUUCUUAGAAAAUGGAGCACAAAUUAUUUUGUCCAACACUUAUCAGUCCAGCGUUGAAGGCUUCAUGAAACACUUAAAACUUUCCAAAGAAGAUUCCAUACAAUUAAUGCGUAAAAGUGUACAACUUGCCAAAGAAGCUCGUGAUAAAUAUAUUGAGAAAGUCGAAAAAGAAAAUGGCUCACUGGAAGCUGGACUACCAUUAAUAUUAGGUUCUGUAGGACCAUAUGGAGCUAUGCUACACGAUGGUUCAGAGUACAAUGGUUCGUACACUGAUAAAGUUUCCAAAGAGGAAAUACAGAACUGGCAUCGUAUUCGCAUUAAUGCUUUAUUGGCUGAAAAUGUAAAUGGCUUAGCUGUUGAAACUAUUCCGUGCCCCAAGGAAGCUGAGGCUGUAACACAAAUGAUUUUAAAUGAUUAUCCAAAUGUAAAAUUUUGGGUAUCAUUUCAAUGUAAAGAUGAAUUGCAUUUAGCUCAUGGUGAAAAUUUCGCCAAUGCUGCCAAAUCUAUAUGGGAUAUGGUCAAACAGGCAAAUGCCAGAGAGAGAAUCUUUGGCAUUGGGGUUAAUUGUGUUAACCCAAAGUUUGUGGCUCCUUUAUUCAAAUCAUUGCACGUUUUAUUAGAUGAUAAGGAUUUACCACCCUUAGUUGUGUAUAGUAAUCGUGGCGAAACAUAUGACUUGGAAAAGGAUGAAUGGGUUGACCAGGACAAAUGUGUGCCACUGGAGACAUAUGUACCCGAAUGGAUACGUUUAGGUGCCACUGUUAUUGGUGGCUGUUGUCGUGUCUAUCCAGCCGAUAUACUUAACAUACGCAAGUGCAUUGAUAGCUUGGGUAAUAAUAAUAUUUAAAUGUUUACUGCUUAUUGAUUUAAAAUUAAAUAAAAGAUAUGUAUAAUAUAACUUCAAAAA
Messenger RNA from Lucilia cuprina (Australian sheep blowfly), 1271 nucleotides. RefSeq names its product homocysteine S-methyltransferase 1-like. The record is from RefSeq and is a predicted model, not a curated record. Bases 201 to 1211 code for a protein of 336 amino acids. Gene Ontology annotation, molecular function: S-adenosylmethionine-homocysteine S-methyltransferase activity. The transcript is spliced from 3 exons. NCBI's taxonomy places the organism in Eukaryota, Metazoa, Arthropoda, Insecta, Diptera, Calliphoridae. Gene Ontology annotation, biological process: S-methylmethionine cycle.